Messenger RNA from Labeo rohita (rohu), 1828 nucleotides. It is a transcript of the gene muc15, whose product is annotated as mucin 15, cell surface associated. NCBI's taxonomy places the organism in Eukaryota, Metazoa, Chordata, Actinopteri, Cypriniformes, Cyprinidae. The record is from RefSeq and is a predicted model, not a curated record. Bases 189 to 1256 code for a protein of 355 amino acids. The transcript has 4 exons.
GAGGUGUGGUUUACAGGUGCAAAUUCAAGAAAGGCCAGUUCCAGGGUAGCCACCAGCGAGACAGAUCCCUCCCCUUUGCCUCUUGUCUCUGGACGCACACUCUCUGAACUCUCAAACGAUUUCAUUUCAACCUGCCUCGAUCAUCUCACCCAAGUCCAACAAGCAACGCUCAGGCAGAGGAACCAAAAAUGAAACUGCCACUAGGCAUCACAAUUGCACUGCUCUUGAUACUUCAGACAUUUCAACAAGUGUCCACCCAGAUACCUGACGGAUGGAAAAGAAAUGGGACUGUAGACGACAAUGGACAACAAACAUCAGUUGAGAAAACAACUGCUCAACCAGUGGGAGGAAGUGAAGGAGACUCUGAGAGCAGUUCAGAAAAUGAUGUUCAGUCAUUUGGCUCAAUUUAUUUUAGUGAUGAAGGAGAGCAGAAUUUCACAAAACCCCUGAAUCAGACCCAUGAGCAGUCUGACACAGAGGAAGCUAGUUCUGAUGGCUCUGUUCCUACAACACCACCUCCUAUGAUUGCACCGAAUUCAAGUUCAGAGCUCUCAGAUACAUCAGCAGAAUCCAAUGAAACAUUCACACAGAACACAAACACCUCCACACCAGAGCCAGAACAUUCAAAUGAAUCUGCUCUUAAUGACACAUAUACCAGUCCACAACCUGAGACUACCACAACAGAGAGCAGCCAUGAUGGAUCGGGAUCUGGAGAUUUGCCCUCAGACGAUGUACCCACCAACAGCACUACUACAAGUCCGACCACCACAACAAAAGAUGAAAGCGUCCAGAACGAAACUACAGUGAGUCCAACUGAACCACCAGUACAGGACACUACAACAGCAAUAAUUCCACCUGUCGUCCCUGAGGACCAAACAACUCUUGCUCCAAACAGUGAGGAUACAGAUGCAAACCUGACUGGACCUAUUGACAACAGAGAUAAUUCUCAAAGAGGUUUGUCUUCAGAUGUUUCAGAUGCUAAAGAAAGCAAGAAAGGGCAGGCGUGGACUAUCGUCCUAGUCAUUGGGAUUGUGGUGGGGAUCCUGGCCUUGGGAGCAUUUAUUAUCCUGAAUCGAAGGAACAGAAGAGACUUCUCACACAGAAAACUGGUGGAAGAGAUGUCACCUGAUCCAGUUCUCCGACUGGAUAACAGUGAGCCACUAGACCUUAAGUUUGAUGGAUUUGGUUACUACAAUCCAGGACUACAAAGGGACAACAUCCAGAUGACCAACUUCCCACAGGGAAGUUCAAAAUGAGAACAACUCUGUGAUGCCAAAGACAUUUUAUUUAAUGAUGCACUCGCGUGAAGACAAAAGGAUGUAAUUAAGAAAUUGUUGUCAUUAUUAAAGUGAUUUGCCAAAUCAAUCACAAGGCAAUUUUACAUAACUGAAUGAUCAAAACAUUUUUUUACUGUUAAGUAGUGUCUAACAUUUGAAUGUUUUAGACUAUCUGAAGGAACCAAAUCUGAAGAUUAUUUCUAUACUGGGCACUUUUUUUGUUGGAACUGCAAAGUAUUGGAUUGUAUGCUCCUUUCUAAUUGUACAACAAGAUUGUUUACUUGACAUAAUUAUUGUAUCAUGUCAAAACCUGUAUAAUCAAGAUGGUGUGAAAUGACCAGCGUUAUGACACUAAUUCUCUAUGCACAGCAGUUUUGGUCGAGAAGAUCAAUAUUAUGUCAGUGAACUGGGGAGAACAUCUACAGGCUUAACACCUUUCUUCUGAACCUUAUACUAUUUGAAGAUUUUUUUAGUUUACAAAAGCUUUAAACUAAAUAGAGAAUAAACAUGACGGUAGGUUCUCAGAUAAUUAUAAAUAAUAAAAUGAUAAA